Messenger RNA from Camellia sinensis, 393 nucleotides. NCBI's taxonomy places the organism in Eukaryota, Viridiplantae, Streptophyta, Magnoliopsida, Ericales, Theaceae. The record is from RefSeq and is a predicted model, not a curated record.
AUGGUGAUGAAGAAGACGAUGGGUGGGUCAGUGUUUGCGGUAGAGUGGGUGAUGGUAAUUUUGGCAUUGAUUGCAAGCUCUGUGACUGUGAAUGCAACAAUUACUUGCCCAGAUGCGAUACUGAAAAUACUUCCAUGCGAACCAUACCUGUUGGGCAUCGGCGACAUCACUGUGCCGUGCUGUCAGGGAGCUCAAAACUUGAACCAGAUGGCUAAUUCUACAGCAGAUCGCCGGGCUGUUUGUGCGUGUUUUAAGCAAGUUGGACCUUCUUUAGGGGUUAACGUUGAUAGAGCUAAGAAACUUCCCAAUCUUUGCAAAAUUGAUCUUCGCGGAAUAACCAUUGACUUUACUAUUGAUUGCAACACAAUUCCAUACAGUUUAAUGGAUGGGUGA